CAGAUAUCAACAUGACCCGGCACUAGUGGUGGCGCUAGCUAACUUUAAACGUCGAUUUAGGUCGAUUUAAAAUGCGUCCAGGUAACAGGUGUUACAACAAACCGUUGUAUUAGAACGGACUUUUGAGAAAGAUGGUUUACAUUUAAACAGUUCACUGGUUCAUUAGCGAGAUUUACUUGCGAACGUAAACAAUAUUCAGGAAGUCCGUUGACCAAAGAUGCUAGAUUAGUGGUGACAUUUCACUUGCGAAAAGCCGGAAACCUCUUGCUGUCAUUCAUAGCGUGGAAUCAGGCACGUAGCUCGGGAAAAUGUCGGUGCCUUUUUCCAACACUCACCUGAGGGUACCUCGGGGAUUCGGGACCCUCUUGGAGGGACUGACCCGAGAGGUUCUCCGGGACCAGCCGGACAACAUCCCCGCAUAUGCAGCGCAGUAUUUUGACAAACUUCUGAAAGAAAGAGAAGAAAGUGGGAUGGACCCUUCUGAGUGGGCUGCCAAGCUGGAAGACAGGUUCUACAAUAACCAUGCUUUCAAGAGUGCAGGGACUGUUAGUCCUGAAAAGGAAACAGCAACAGAGGAAGCCGACGUUUCCAAAGCAAAAGAAAUGGACUGUCACAAUGAGGAGUGCAGCCGACCCCAGGAGGAGGAGGACAUCUUGGACAUCCCCCUGGAUGACCCCGAGGCCAACAGAGCCGCUGCCAAGAUCCAGGCUGGCUUCCGCGGCCACAUGACUCGCAAGAAGAUGAAGCCAGAGGACAAAACCGAAGGGGAGGAGGUGAGCAGCACUGGGGAUGUGCUCAACAGCAGCCAGGGGGGCUCAGAGACAGGAAGAUCGGGGUCAGUAGAGGGAGACGACACAUCUGUGCCGGAGCAGUGACACCCUUGUUGUCCUGACCUGGAUGAUGAGAGGGAGAAGAGUCAAGAAGAGGUAGUGAGAGAUGUGUGGAACAAGCUGGCACAAGCUGGUUUGCAGGCUUACCUUUUUAAUCCCACCCCAACAAAAUCAUAUCCCUCCCUCCCCCAACAUGAGUUAGCUUAGAAAAUGAACAGUUUCGAGGGUGUGUUAUGUGAAAUAUUUGUGAACUUUAACACUCCCUCCCUGCUUCUUUGGCGGCCUCAUCAGUACGGAUAUGUUUGACCCAGAAUUUGCGACUCACUGCAUGUACUUGUGAAAUUUCUGGUACUGUGCUAGUUUUUAGAUGAUGAUCUGUGAAUGUGAAAAUGAAUGUCUGCCAAAAGCUAAACAGGGCUUAUUUUUUGAAUGGAUCAGUGCAUAUAUCCUGUGUAUACAUCACUUUUUGUGACCAGUGGCUUCUGUUUUGUUUUGAUUUGCCACGUUUUCUUUUUGUUGUUGUUGUUGGUUUUCUUUUUGUUUCUGUUUUUUGAUGUGCUUGUAUUUUGACCGUUUUCUGACUUGCUUACAAAAACAAUUAAAGCAUCCAAAUCGCCAAAAGAAAAGUAGCUAUGUAUGUUCUAUUUUUUGUUUAUAUCUUUCUGGCCAUGUGAUACUUUUCACAACAAGCAUUUUUCUAUAAAUCUGAUCUUCCAGAGCAGUAAGCAUGCUGUAUCUACACUCUUAUCCAGAUGCAUUUUGGUACAGCUUUACCUUAUGCGGUAAUAGUUCUAUAUGCUCUGUUCCUGUGUUGUGCUGUAAGUUUUUUCAGAGCCCUUGUGCUUCAAAAAUUAACUGAGUAGAACCUGAACUUUGGUGUAGAGUCGUGGCAUUACACUAAUAAAUCCAUUCUAACUAUA
Poeciliopsis prolifica (blackstripe livebearer) is the source of this 1750-nucleotide messenger RNA. It is a transcript of the gene spa17, whose product is annotated as sperm autoantigenic protein 17. Gene Ontology annotation, cellular component: membrane. Lineage: Eukaryota; Metazoa; Chordata; Actinopteri; Cyprinodontiformes; Poeciliidae. The transcript has 6 exons. The coding region runs from base 309 to 875 and encodes 188 amino acids. Gene Ontology annotation, molecular function: calmodulin binding. The record is from RefSeq and is a predicted model, not a curated record. Gene Ontology annotation, biological process: binding of sperm to zona pellucida.